GCAUAUAGCCGCGACCUAUUUUUAUUUAUUUCAUAAUGCUCCAAUAUUUCUUUGUUUAGUUCCAAAUUUGUUUAAAGUAUGAUUAAAAGAGAUUACCCUCAAAUCGAAUUGGUGAAAAAAUAAUAUUGGAGUUAAGAUGAUAGCAAACUACGGAAAGCUACGUAACAAUAUCAUGGUUAAUUACAAGGCAAAGUAUGUGUAAUGUCAAAUUAUGAAAAUACCCUUCAUGUUUGUAUAAUUACAAUCAUCUAUCAAGUAUGUAUAAUGUAUUAUCUUCAGGCCAAAAUUCAUAAUUACAACCAUCUAUCAAGUAUGUAUAAUGUAUUAUCUUCACGCCAAUAUUUCAUACCGUUUAAUAUUUUGUUUGAUAAAUAACUGAAUUAUCAAAGUUUUAUUAAAAAUAGUUAAAGUGUUUUUUUUUUAAUUUAUUAAUUUUAGUUUAAGUACUAAAUAAAAUAAAAAUGAAUACCAUAUUAAAUUAACGGUUCGGUAAUCGACAUGUACGAAUUUUCGUUCGGUUCGAUUCAAUCGGAUUACCUGCCGGAUGAACGCCCCUAGGUAAAUUGACAUUGUAAAGGUGGACCUAUAAGACGAAACAUAGUUUAAUGGAGUGGCCGUGAUUUACCCUUAAUUAUAUUAACAAUUUAUUUAUCUAUUAAUGUUAAUUUAAAAAUAGAAGGGACACCUAUAUUAAAAUAAAAUAACUACUAAUGUUGAUAUUUCAUAAAAUUUAUAAAAUGUAUAAAAAUGCUUCCGGUAAUUCCAAUUAUCGACCCAUAUAUACGAUAGACAAUUGAUUAAUAAAUUGGGUUUUGAUUAACGUCAGAGGUUAAUAAACCGAUAAUCGGCUGAUAAUCAAUUAAUUCGACCCAUGAACAAUCCCAAUUGUUAGUAAAUAUGUAAAUUAAAUUUGUCGCGAAAGUGAUGGUCUAGGGGUUGAAGCAAGUGAGUCUGUGUCAAUUGAUGCAAGUUCGAUUCCUCUUGUCGAUGGUCUUUAGGUCGAGUUUGUCACAUAUAAUUAUCUUAGUGUGGUAUAGGUCUCUCAUAUAAUCUACAAGCUAUUAUAUACUUGGCUGCAGGUUCAGUCAUUUAAAAGAAGAAAAAAAAAAGUAAAUUGAAUCUAGAAUCAAAGGCAUAAAUAUUAGAAUUUCUUGUAAUGUUUAUUAUAUAUUUAGAAAUAUAUUUGAAAAUAUAUAAAUAGAAGAAAUGUUGAAAAGUGUGGUGCUUUACAUUUUCACCCAACAUUUGGCACAAUCUCAUCUCCUCCGCAACGACUCUCCGCCGCCGUUUCCUUUUCCCCUUUCCGGCGGCAAACGGAAUUCCGGCGAAAUCCCCAAAGAACAAACAAAAAUUUCCUCAAUUCAAAAUCCGCCCGAAGAUUUACCUUAAUUUCCCCCUUUCCCCCCUUUUUCACCCCCUUUGGUGUGAAACGUGGCAGAAGCUCCGGAGAGAAAAAAAUUAAAUGCCCAUAAACAUGACGAAUCAGUGUGAAAAAACCCACAUUUAUAAUUAUACAAGAAUUGUAUCUAUCUCUCUCUUCAAGAAAUUAUUUUUUUCUGCGGUGGUUGAUUUAUGGAAGGAACGGCGGGUGCUCUGGGUACUAGUUGGAGCUUGUCUCUGAGAAUGGCGCAAGCUUUUACUGCUUCUUCUUCGCUGCUGAUUAUGUGUUUCGGUAUUGAAUUCUACAGUUACACCGCCUUCUGCUUCUUGGUUGUGGUUAUGGGAUUAGUGAUUCCAUGGGCCUUCACAUUGGCGCUGCUCGAUAUGUUAUCCGUCAGUUUCAAAAACCGGAUUCAUCCACCUGGCAUACUUUCGAUUGUUCUCGUAGGAGAUUGGAUUCUUUCGCUCCUAUCGUUGGCUGCAUCGUUUUCGACAACGAGCGUGACCCGUAUUUUGGUGUUUACCGGCGAUUCUUUCUGCAUCGAAAAUAAAUGCAAAAGAUAUCAAACGGCUGCUUUUAUGGCUUUCUUGUCUUGGUUUCUGCUUUCGGUCUCAUCUCUUAUCAAUCUAUGGUUUCUUGCCAAAUUGUAGUUUGUUUCUUGAUAUUGUGAGGGAAUUGUUAUAUUUAUGCAAUAAUUAUAAAUUGGAAAUACUUUAAAAUAAUGUUUAAUUGUAUUUUGUUCAUCAUUGUAUAAUUCUAGUAUUUGAUCUUAUGGAAUGGGAUUAUUUUUAUUAGUAAUAAUACGAAGUGUUGUAGAUGCUAUACCCGACGAUACCACGUGUAUAAUCACACGGUAUACUUGUACACACAAUAACACACAUUUUCUUUUAUAUAUAAAUGAACGUAAAAUAUGUAUUGUAUUAUAUACACGUUUACGUUUAGGUGUAACUAGGGAUGGUAUAUUAUGAAAUUUCAUACUUUUGUCGAUUUUGAUCGAA
Molecule: messenger RNA, 2379 nt
Organism: Erythranthe guttata (spotted monkey flower)
Lineage: Eukaryota; Viridiplantae; Streptophyta; Magnoliopsida; Lamiales; Phrymaceae
Product: CASP-like protein 5C1
Cellular component (GO): membrane
Source: RefSeq, a predicted model, not a curated record